CAGGUCCGGCGUGCCCACACACUCUCUCUGCCACCCCAAGAUUUCCCGACAUGCCACAGUGGGGGCCCAAACCCCUGGGCGGAUUCGACUGGGGUCCUGUCACAUGCCCGCCCGCGCUCCAAAAGCCGCCCAGCGCCCACCCACCACCAUCUCGUCUUGUCGCACAACCACAACGGCGGCUCCUCCCGUUUCAUUCGUCGUCGAUUGCGCCCGGCGCCGAAGUCUACAAUAGUGCUAUUCGGGGGAAGCGCCUCCUCCUCCUUCAUCAGCGCCACUCAUUGUGUGAACCCAGCAAGGGGAGUGAGUACUCCGGCCAGGAAACAAUUACUCUCAGACUAGGCCGACGCUGCCGGGGCAUGCACUGGACCACGGCUCCUUCAUAUCCGCAUCUCACUCUUCUUCGCUACACCGAGCACGCCUGCCUGGAUAGAGGUCAUCGGCCAUAUAUAGCGCCCGCCAAUAUGCAACACGGCCGGACAAGUACCAUCAGGAGGAUAUUAUAGAAUCACACCAUCUCAAGACAGCUUUCAGAAAACUUGUUAUACACAUUGCGCCUGGAUACUAGAGCGGGAGAGAGAGAGAGAGAGGCAACAUGGCCGAAGCAGCAGGCUCCAGCUCUCCCCAGAACGGCACCGACUCGGCUGCUGCGGACGACAAGC
Messenger RNA from Microdochium trichocladiopsis, 659 nucleotides. RefSeq lists its product as uncharacterized. Lineage: Eukaryota; Fungi; Ascomycota; Sordariomycetes; Xylariales; Microdochiaceae. The transcript has a single exon. The record is from RefSeq and is a predicted model, not a curated record. Bases 51 to 503 code for a protein of 150 amino acids.